Messenger RNA from Megalops cyprinoides (Indo-Pacific tarpon), 682 nucleotides. RefSeq names its product death-associated protein (gene dap). NCBI's taxonomy places the organism in Eukaryota, Metazoa, Chordata, Actinopteri, Elopiformes, Megalopidae. The coding region runs from base 133 to 444 and encodes 103 amino acids. Gene Ontology annotation, biological process: apoptotic signaling pathway; negative regulation of autophagy; cellular response to amino acid starvation. Gene Ontology annotation, molecular function: death domain binding. The record is from RefSeq and is a predicted model, not a curated record. The transcript is spliced from 4 exons.
GGGAAAGCCACGUUUACGAAUCUGAAGACUGAAGUCUGCAGUGCAACUUGGAGAACUACAGGAAAAGUACGGAAGACGGACUAGAUAGCUAGCUAGCUAAACCAUAUUAGCGUAAAUUUUAGAACAGCUGACAUGUCCUCGCCGCCUAAAGAGAAAAUAGAAACAAAAGCUGGACACCUUCCUGCUGUGAAGGCAGGUGGGAUGAGGAUAGUCCAGAAACACCAGGGAACCGGUGAACCUCCGCAGAAGGACAAGGACAGCAAAGAGUUCGAGAGUAGUAGCCCACCGAAGCCAACUGUUGUGGUCUCAGGAGUAGUCACAAAGGGGGACAAGGACUUCCCACCUGCAGCUGCUCAGGUGGCCCAUCAGAAACCCCAGCCUUCUGUUGAAAAGCUUCACCAGGGUCCCCAUAUCAAUCAGCACAUCCACCAGCCCCGCAAGUGAGCCCCUCCUCUCCAGCUCCAUCAGCACUGUCGCCAUGGUGCACCAGCAAAUACCACACCAAUCACCCACCAGCACUCAGGUUACCAGGGAGACUGAGACAGGAUGCAGCACAGCACCAGGAAGUGUGUGCUUGCCAUGAAAUCACGCGAGAAGAAUGGAUCGUCAUCCUUGUUUCCUUUGUGCUCUUGAUUACAAAGAUCCAUUUCAGGUUUAAAUGAGAAAAUCUGCCAAAGACAAA